CCGAUCGCCAGUUAACAAUGUCGGAUAUCAACUCGCGACAAUGUUUGCGGGGUGCGCGGGGCGGCAGCGCGUGCGGUUGUGCCAGUACGGACCAUGUUGCGCGGGCGUUCGCACGCUGCAUGAUUUUGUUGCUAAAGAGAUUUAUUUAUCGUUUGUUGUUUCUUAAUAAUAAGAAUAAUGUUUACUAGGUCCGCACGUUUAGUAAAACUGGCUACUAAAGAAUCUGAAGAACAUGUUAUGGAUAAAAACAAGAGUAUUGAUUUAAAUAUUUCAACUUCUACUGAUAUAGAUGAAGAAACAGAUAAAAGAGAGUCUCCAUUGCCAAGUGGUUUCGAAAAUCAGCUGAUUAAAUUGAAUGAAUUGCUUGGUGAUGUUUUCAAUGAAGAUGAUGCUUCGACAAAAGAAAAUAUCGAGCCCACUGCGCCGUUAUCUGAAAAGAUUCAAUCGACUUCAUCGACAACAAAAAAUAUUGAACCCACUGUAUCGUCAGCAGAAAAUAUUGAACCCAUUGCAUCGACCUCCACUCAUUUUGAAAUUAUCGUUGACCAUGAAAUAACUCCGAUGCCAUCCCCAUCCUCUAAUGAAAUUUGCGAUGAUACCUUCUGUGUCGGGUAUGCAGAAAGUGAAAAUCCACCAAUAUUGACCAACGACGACUUGUAUGGAAACUUACCCACACCUUCUUAUGAUGGAGAAAUGACAGUAUCAGACGAUAAACGAGGAAAAUAUAUACAUAAAGCUAAUGUAAUGGAUGAAGAGAUGAUCAGAAGCGUAUGUGACCACGUCAAAUCAUUUUCUUUAGUGGAAUCACAUUAUAUCAGGAAAGAUUCCAAGAAAUUAUACUUAGAAGAUGUAAAAAGUGCAUCUCGUAUGUUUAACUUGUAUUCUGAGUGGUUUGACAGUGACAAGUAUCGUAACAAAGCAUCAACAAAACGACAAUAUCGCGACAUCUUAAACGCUAACUUCAAUAUAGGUUUUCAUAAGCCGAAGAAAGAUUUAUGUGAUGUCUGUCACGUUUAUUGUAAUAAAGAAAUUCCAACAGAAGAAGAAAAAUCUGCAUUUCUGAAACAUCAAUCGGCCAAAAAAGCUGCUCGUGUACUAAAACAGCAGGACAAAAAUGAAGCGAUAUCGAAUGAAGAGAUUGUGGCAGCAACUUUUGACUUUGAAAAAGUUUUAGUUACACCACACGGAGACGUAAGCGUUUUUUAUUAUAAAAGAAAAUUAUCUACACUGAACUUCACUUUAUACGAGUUAGCUACAAAAGAAGCCACUUGUUUUAUGUGGCACGAAGCAAUAGCAAAACGUGGCGCGAACGAAGUGUCUAGUUGUCUCUAUCAGUUCAUCAAACAAAAGGUUAUACAAAAUAAAGUAAAAACAUUUCGAUUUUGGUCAGAUAACUGUGCUGGGCAGAACAGAAACCGCAUAGUUUUUGCCCUUUACCUGCUAGCUGCAAAAGAAUUUGGAGUCACUAUUACCCAUCGCUUUAUGGAAAAGGGUCACACCCAAAACGAGGGUGAUAGUGUCCAUUCGACUAUUGAACGAGCUAGUGACCGCAGGUUAAUCUAUGUUCCAGAAGAAUGGUACUGUCUUGUUCGCUGGGCUAAAGCUGAAGGUAACCCCUAUAAAGUAAUAGAGAUGAAAACCUCCGAUAUAUAUGACUUUAAGUCCCUGUUAGCCAAUAAAAAUUGGUCUAAAAACAGUGAAAACGAGAAAAUCCAGUGGACUCGCUUAAGAGAGGUGACAGUACAUGCACUACACUAUGACAGGAUUGAAUAUAAGUAUAAUUUUGAAGAUGAACCUAAAACCAUAAAAAUUUUAAGAUCUGGUAACCGAAACACUGAAAGGUUGUCCCGUGAAUUUGAAAUCAAACAGGCUUAUGAUGGUGAUCUCCCUAUUAGUCGUAAUAAAUAUAAAGAUUUAAUAAACUUAUGUCAAACUAAUAUAAUUCCAGAAAAAUAUCACAACUUUUACCAAAAAUUAAAAUUUGAUCAAAAUGUCCAAGAGCCUCUUGAAGAUAUUGAUGAGGAUUAA
Spodoptera exigua (beet armyworm) is the source of this 2028-nucleotide messenger RNA. Lineage: Eukaryota; Metazoa; Arthropoda; Insecta; Lepidoptera; Noctuidae. The record is from the annotation of a GenBank genome assembly.